ACCAAUUUGUGUUCGAAUUCUGCUACAUAAUAGGACGAAUAUACGCGGGUAAGCCUUAGGACCGAUAUAUUAUCCUAGCCCUCGUGUCCUGCACUGUGCAUGUCUGUAACAGCCAUCGGGGAUGGAUCACCCAAAUCACACAAAAAGUCCAACGAAUCCAAGUCCGCGGACUCUCAUGCCGGGGAUAUAGGUAAAGUACGCGUAAAGUCGAAGAAAAGGAAGCACAGAGAGGCUAUAGCUAGCGAUGCGUUACCCAUGAACCCCCCUAAGGAUCAAGCAGCUUCUGCGACCCAAGAUUCUAGCGCGAGUAAUCCCUUAUCUCCCCCAAGUGCACCCUCCGCAGGAAAGAUUGCGUCCAAAAAUGCCCAGCUAGCAGAUUCAGCUACAGGUGACACGGAGCGGACACCCAAGAAAAAGAAGAAGAAGGACCACCUGGGAGAUGUGGUGCAUGGCCAGUCGAAAGAUGCCCACGGAAGUGACGAAAGUAUGAAGGAAAAGAAGAAAAAGAAGAAGAAAAAGCACUCGGAUGCAGGGGAACAGGAGGGAACCGCACUCGAGGGACAGGUCGUACAUUUGAACAAUCCGAAGGUCCAUGCAUCGGACGAGGCUGCCGUAGAGAAGUCGCAACAGAAGAAGAAGAGGAAGGUGGAGAAACAGUUGGAAGAAACCCCUUCUGCUAGCAAACCGCGCAAGAAAAAGAAAGGCCACCGUCCGCCAGAUCUACCCUUCCCAGAUCCUAGCGCGGAUGAGUCACUGUCUGAUCAAAGUCGGAAAGCGUUGUCGUAUGCAUAUGCACGAUUCCAGGAUCCACCGAACUGGAAGUUUAAUAAAGCCAGGCAGAUAUGGCUCAUUAAAAAAUUGUGGUCGGAAGAACUGAUACCCGAGAAGCAUUUUGCCCUAGUGACCAACUAUCUCGCAGAUGUGAAGGGGGGGAUUCGAGACAGCCUGGUACAGAUGUGCAAUUCUGUAGCAGCUUCGGUGACAACAGAUCCUGUCACUUCAGACUCAGCCACAGCACCAACCGAUCUUUCGAAUGGAGGAUCCGUUACUGCGACCAAAGUGACGAGAGCUCGUAGCUUACUGGAUGCCCUGUCUGAUGUACAGUAAGACCAGCUCAGUCUUACGUGGCGUGUUGCAGCCAUUUGAAGUGCCAGUGCAAGGAUCGCGGCUUCAUGCCACCCUGGGCAGUC
Messenger RNA from Suillus paluster, 1190 nucleotides. RefSeq lists its product as uncharacterized. The record is from RefSeq and is a predicted model, not a curated record. The transcript has 4 exons. Bases 100 to 1107 code for a protein of 335 amino acids. Lineage: Eukaryota; Fungi; Basidiomycota; Agaricomycetes; Boletales; Suillaceae.